Erpetoichthys calabaricus (reedfish) is the source of this 3255-nucleotide messenger RNA. RefSeq names its product regulator of G protein signaling 14b (gene rgs14b). Bases 96 to 2261 code for a protein of 721 amino acids. Gene Ontology annotation, molecular function: GTPase activator activity. The record is from RefSeq and is a predicted model, not a curated record. Gene Ontology annotation, biological process: signal transduction. NCBI's taxonomy places the organism in Eukaryota, Metazoa, Chordata, Cladistia, Polypteriformes, Polypteridae. The transcript is spliced from 16 exons.
GCCUUCGUCAAGAAGGCACCAAUAAAAGCGUCAACCCGUCUGCUGGCUGCUUAUCUCCGCUUUCCUGUUUCGCGCUCAACGUGCACUCGUUCACGAUGAAGGUCACGAGGCCAAACCCGGCGUUCUCUGGAAAGUUCUCGAACUGCGUGCUCUUGAGCGAGUUAUGCUGGGGUGGCUUUGUUUCGGCAGUGAAGAUGAGGAUGCUAAAGUUCCAGGAAUUUUCAAAGGGAUUAACCUCAUUAACUCCAAAAGCCUCUUUUCACAAGAAAUUUACGAGGUACAAUACCUUCAAUUUCAGUUGCCCGCGGGAAGACACAAACACACUGGCAGCUUCAGAUGGAGAACUGAACAGCUCUGACGUGGCUGGCUGUAGCAGUAGUUACACUUCAAAUAGUAACACAAGUUUACCCAGUAUUCAAAGGAACACCAGCUGUGAGCAUGGCUCUGUGGCAAGUUGGGCAGUUUCCUUUGAAAGGCUGCUACAAGACCCCAUUGGAGUUCAGUACUUCACAGCGUUCCUCAAAUCUGAGGUUAGCGCUGAAAAUAUACUUUUUUGGGAAGCAUGUGAAAAAUUCCGGGUAAUACCAGAAGAUAACAAAGAUGAGUUGGCUAAAGAAGCCAAGAUAAUUUAUGACACAUAUCUAUGUAGCAGUGCGCUGAAUGCCAUUAAUAUUGAUGACAGUGCUCGCUUGUCUGUGGAUGUCUUGGAAAAACCUACUGCUGAUAUGUUCAGCAAACCACAGCUACAGAUUUUUAAAUUAAUGAAAUUUGACAGCUAUGCCCGUUUUGUUAAAUCUCAACUAUACCAAAAGUGCAUGCUGGCUAAUGUUGAAGGGAAACCACUACCAGAUAUUUGUGCGGAUUACAAGAGCCCUGGUGCCAUGAAUGUGAUGAGAGAGAGUUCAGCAGUGUGUGAUAUAAAGAAGAAGAAAAAGCUGAAAGCAAGAAAAUCUCUUCCUUUUGAAACUGAGGCAAACACAUUCAAAAGAGCUACACAAAGUAGCAGAACACUCCCAGCAAAAAUAGACCAAUCAGAUGUAAAAGAAAAAAGAGGUUCUUUAGGAGAUUUUUCAGAGAGCAGUUCAACAUUUGCAAGCCGACGUGAAUCGCAAUGCUCUGUACAUUCAGCUACAAGUUUGGAAUUGGGAACUCUUGGCUCUCUUUCCAGCAAAUCAGAGAAUGGAAGGUUCCAGGAUGCAGAGAAAGAAAACCCAUUCGUCAAGUACUGCUGCGUUUACUUCCCAGAUGAAACUGCCUCUCUGGCCCCUGCACGACCGGGAUACUCUAUCAGAGAAAUGCUGUCUGGAAUGUGUGAGAAAAGGGGAAUACCUCUUUCCAUGGUGUCGAUCUACCUUCAGGGCAAAGACAAGCCUCUCUCACUUGAUCAGGACAGCUCUGUUCUAAUGGACCAACAAGUGCGACUGGAGACCCGGAUCACAUUUGUACUUAAACUUCUGCCUAUAAAUAAAACAUUAGGACUCGCAGCAAAGUCCAGUAAAACUUUGUAUGAAGCCCUUGAAUCUACUCUUCUAAAAAAUGGCUUAAAGCCUCAAGAAAUGAAGGCUACACUUGAUGGAGAAACGAAGUCUUUAAAUAUGAAUAUGUCUGUUUUAAGUUUGGCCAAUAAAACGGUAAUUGUGGACAGACUUAAAGGUAAAGAGCACUCCAGUGUACCAGCCCCUGGUAGUCCAGUGAUGCAUUUUGAUCAUAGAUCCACAAUUACAUUGGAAAGUGAGAAAACAGCAGUGAAACAAAUGCGUGGGGUGCCCAAACCAAGAAAUCCAGCACAGCGUAGAACUUAUGACAUGGAUGGACUGAUAGAUUUGCUUUCCAAAGCUCAAAGCAAUCGAGCUAAUGAUCAACGCGGCCUCUUGAGUAAGGAAAACCUCAUUAUUCCUCAGUUCCUACAGCUGUCUGUAAAGGAAGAAGAGACUGAUGAAGAUGACGAAAUGGAAGGAAUAGUAGAGAAGUCACUUAGUGUACAAAAAUGUAGUGAGGAGAACUGUAAGGACACCCUUGACAUUACUGAUAAAAUGUCCUCUUCAGCUACUCGGUCUGAGGUACUGAUCCUUCAAGUGAACACUUCAUCAGAAGACCAUAAAAGUGAGUUACAGAAAACAUCAGUUGCAGAAGGUGAUAAUUUGGACAAAGCUAAUUUGCACUUGGAAUCAAAAGAAAGAAAUGAAUGUUCACCACUUAUUGGCAGUAGUAGUGCAACUAUUAAGGCUGGUCCAGAAAAAACACUACAAAAUACAGUCUGAACUGUAAAGUACUGUUCUAAUGUUGUGUAAAGUUUGUGUAAUAUUAAUCUUAAAAUGUGCUAGAGUCCACAGUGUGGAAUAACUAUAUUUUUAUUUAUUUUCUUAAAAGUGUACAGCCUAAACUUUGUAUAUAAUAGACACCUUCAUGGCUUCAAAAAAAUCCUUGUGGUCAAAUUUUAUACAUUUUUUGCAUGUGAAGUUCUUUCAUGAUUUUCAAGUCACACAUUUAAUUUGUGUGUGAUCUCCACAGAUGAGAGAAAUCCAACUAGAAAGGAGCAGAGGUAUCCAUUAUUAUUUUUCUAGCAUAGGAAUGUUUGACACUUGUUAUGAAUGUUGGUUAUUGCCUUUUUGCACUUGUGUAUAUAGCUUAGUUUAUAACAUUGUAUGCAACACACCCACCCAUAUGAUUUAUAUACACAACUUAAAAAUAUGAUUUUUAUACAUCUGGAAUCUGUGAGUGUUUCCUCUAAUUGUAAUGCAGACAGUACUGUGGACUGAAUCUCCAUUUUUAUAAACAGAAUUUACAUUACAAAAUUUAAUAUAUUACAUUAUAGAAUAAAUUAGAUUACUUCUUUUACUGAUUUACUGAAUGGAAUUUAGUAGGAAACCAAAAUCCAUUGGAGAUGGUGGGUGGGGGGGGGCGUGAAAAAUUGUGUGUGUUUUGUUGUUUUUUUUUUUCCCCACUCAUGAGAACAAUUUGAUUGUCAUUUUAUGCGGAUAUUACACAUUUUGUAUUAUUUAAUAGUAAUAUGUUUUAUAUAAUUAUACAUAUGUAGUUUGUGUAUGUGUAUGUAUAUAUAUAUUUUUUUAAUCUCUCCCUAACCCCCCCCCCCCACCAUAUCUUCUGGUAUUCAGUUUAGGAUUUCACUCCUGAUAGCUCAUUAGUGUACACCCAACACCCAGGAUUUUUUGAGAAAUGUCACCACUGCGUGUCAGCUUGAAGGUUUUAACUCUGCCACCUGUCAGUUUUCUGAAUGGAGUAAAAUAUAUUUUU